AGGAAGAGUUGUGACUAAAACACAGCUGUACUCCGUGGCUAGCAGAUAAGCUAACAGGCUAACCGCAGUGGUAGGUGAAAAUAUCAGGAUCCGCUGGUCAAACGAAGCACCUCGUCGGACACUUUCAGAAACUGAAUUGACAAUGGGUAAAGGUGGAGGCACUUUUGAGAGGCUUCUAGAUAAAGCAACCAGUCAGCUGCUUCUGGAGACUGACUGGGAGUCUAUUCUUCAGAUCUGUGACCUCAUUCGGCAAGGAGACACACAAGCUAAAUAUGCUAUUGCUGCCAUUAAGAAGAAACUGAAUGACAAAAAUCCCCAUGUGGCGCUCUAUGCACUUGAGGUUCUGGAGUCUGUGGUGAAGAACUGCGGACAGACGAUCCACGAUGAGGUCGCGAGUAAACAAACCAUGGAAGAACUGAAGGAUCUAUUUAAGAAACAGACAGAACCAAAUGUCAGAAAUAAGAUUCUUUACCUGAUCCAAGCCUGGGCUCACGCUUUCCGAAACGAACCCAAAUACAAGGUGGUUCAAGACACCUAUCAGAUCUUAAAAGUGGAAGGUCAUGUAUUUCCUGAGUUUAAGGAGAGUGAUGCCAUGUUUGCAGCUGAGAGAGCCCCUGACUGGGUUGACGCUGAGGAGUGUCACAGGUGCAGAGUUCAGUUUGGAGUAAUGACCAGAAAGCAUCAUUGUCGAGCCUGUGGGCAAAUUUUCUGUGGGAAGUGCUCGUCUAAGUACUCCACCAUUCCAAAGUUUGGCAUCGAGAAGGAAGUGCGCGUGUGUGAGCCCUGCUUUGAGCAGCUAAACAACCACCCCUCCCUCUCUCCUCCACUUAGGAAAGCCGAAGGUAAAGCCCCCUCCUCGUCCUCCUCCAGCUCGACUGACCUGCCCCCCGAGUAUCUGACCAGCCCACUGUCCCAACAGUCUCAGAUGCCUCCGAAGAGGGAUGAAACAGCUCUGCAGGAGGAGGAGGAGCUGCAGCUGGCCAUUGCUCUUUCCCAAAGCGAGGCAGAAGAGAAGGAGAGGAUGAGACACAAGAACUCGUACUCGAUGUAUCCCAAAGCUGAUCCUACCCCAGUGACCUCCUCAGCACCUCCAGUCAGCACCCUUUACACUUCUCCGGUGAACUCCUCUGCUCCAUCUGCCGAAGAAGUAGACCCUGAGUUGGCGCGCUACCUGAAUAGAACGUACUGGGAAAAGAAGCAGGAAGACGCUCGGAAGAGUCCCACCCCCUCAGCUCCUGCUCCCGUGUCGCUGGCUGAGCCCCUUCCACCAAUCAGCCAGCCUGUCGAAAGUCACGUCCCCGUCCAGCCCGUCAGCAUAGUCGAGCAACCAUACCAGAACGGCGAGUCCGAGGAAAACCACGAGCAGUUUCUCAAGGCUCUGCAGAACGCCGUCACUACGUUCCUCAACCGCAUGAAGAGCAACCACAUGCGUGGCCGCAGCAUUACCAACGACAGCGCCGUGCUGUCCCUCUUCCAGUCCAUCAACAACAUGCAUCCUCAGCUGCUGGACAUCCUGAACCAGCUGGACGAAAAGCGAUUGUACUACGAGGGGCUGCAGGACAAGUUGGCGCAAGUGCGCGACGCCCGCGCUGCCCUCAACGCGCUCCGUGACGAACACAGGGAGAAGCUCCGCAGAGCUGCAGAGGAGGCAGAGAGGCAAAGGCAGAUCCAGCUGGCACAGAAGUUGGAGAUCAUGAGGCAGAAAAAGCAGGAGUACCUGGAGAUGCAGAGGCAGCUGGCCAUUCAGCGCCUCCAGGAGCAGGAGAAGGAGAGGCAGAUGCGCUUGGAGCAGCAGAAACACACGAUCCAGAUGAGAGCCCAGAUGCCUGCUUUCUCUCUGCCCUACGCCCAGAUGCAGUCUUUGCCUCCUAAUGUCGUUGGAGGGGUGGUAUACCAGCCUGGUGGUCCACCCAGCUACCCUGGCACCUUCAGCCCCGCUGGUUCUGUGGAGGGCUCGCCUAUGCACAACAUGUACAUGAAUCAGCCAGGGCAGGCUGCACCGGGACAGUACCAGGCCAUGCCCCCUGCUCCCACAGAUCCCAACAUGGUAAAUGCAUACAUGUACCAGCCUGCAGGCACCAACGGACAGCCUCCUCCAGGCCAGGCCCCGCCCACAACCAGCCCACCCUAUUCCAACUAUCAGCCCACGCCCACACAGGCCUACCAGAAUGUGGCCUCCCAAGCCCAAAGCAUCCCCCCCAUGUCGCAGGCGGCUCCCACCAACGGGAUGGCCUACAUGAGUUACCAACCGUACAACAUGCAGAACAUGAUCUCAGCGUUGCCAGGGCAGGAUCCCAACAUGGCCCCACAGCAGCCCUACAUGCCGGGACAGCAGCCCAUGUACCAGCAGGUUGCUCCCCCUGGUGGCCCGCCGCAGCAGCAACAGCAGCCCCAGGCACAACAGCAGGUGCCUCAAGCGGUUCCCGGCAGUGCAGAGGCACAGCUCAUCUCCUUCGACUGAAAGCUCCCACACUGCAGAGUUUCACACACUACACCUUCUCUCUUCCUUUAACACCCCUUUCCUGGACUCAGAGGUUUCCCUUUGGAAAUAUAAACUAAAUUCCCACCUUCCA
This is a messenger RNA of Poecilia latipinna (sailfin molly), 2573 nucleotides long. RefSeq names its product hepatocyte growth factor-regulated tyrosine kinase substrate (gene hgs). Lineage: Eukaryota; Metazoa; Chordata; Actinopteri; Cyprinodontiformes; Poeciliidae. The transcript is spliced from 20 exons. Gene Ontology annotation, biological process: receptor internalization; endocytic recycling. The coding region runs from base 143 to 2461 and encodes 772 amino acids. The record is from RefSeq and is a predicted model, not a curated record. Gene Ontology annotation, cellular component: early endosome. Gene Ontology annotation, molecular function: metal ion binding; phosphatidylinositol binding; ubiquitin binding.